Molecule: messenger RNA, 570 nt
Organism: Rotaria sp. Silwood2
Lineage: Eukaryota; Metazoa; Rotifera; Eurotatoria; Philodinida; Philodinidae
Source: the annotation of a GenBank genome assembly
AUGGCGGCAUCAGAUUUACUGAAUCACUUACAAAAUAAAUCAUUUAUAUUAGAUAAUCAUAUUCAACAUCGAAUUGUUCAAGGUGUUUUCAAAUUAUUAGAAGAUACAAAUGGCGAAGUACAAAAUCAGGCUGUUAAAUGUCUUGGACUAUUAGUAUGUAAAGUAAACAAAACAGAACUCGAACUCAUAUGUGAUAUAUUACGUUUAAUUUAUACAAGGAAGUCUACACAUGCUGAACAAUUACGAGAAAUCUCAAGUAGUGGAUUAAAAACUGUUAUUGCUUCAUUACCAACAACAUAUUUAAAAGCAAUAGCUAAUAUAUUAGACAAUAUUCUGAAUUCUUUAUUCGACGCUAUUGAAAGAUGUACAACACCAACAAAUAAUAAUAAUGGAAAGAUGAAAAAUAAAAAUCUAAGAUUAGAAAAUACUGGACUACAUGCAAUCGAUAUUUUGGAUAUUAUUGCUGAUAUAUUUUCAAGAUUUUUUUUAUGUUUAUAUUUUCGUAAGAUAUCAUCCACAUUUAAAAACAAUAUUAAAAGCAAAUCAAAAUUCCAAACGACUAGAUAUUAA